Molecule: messenger RNA, 1458 nt
Organism: Aspergillus ibericus CBS 121593
Lineage: Eukaryota; Fungi; Ascomycota; Eurotiomycetes; Eurotiales; Aspergillaceae
Product: bZIP transcription factor
Exons: 3
Coding region: 1-1458 (485 amino acids)
Biological process (GO): regulation of DNA-templated transcription
Molecular function (GO): DNA-binding transcription factor activity
Source: RefSeq, a predicted model, not a curated record
AUGUCGCUUCCAUCGUCAAAAGGAAAUAUGGCCGACUCAGAAACUGCUCUAGUUCCUUGGGAGAACAUCAACGAGCAGCUCUUUGGAUCUCAACUCGUGCGAUUAGAGUCUACAGCCACGCCGCAGAUCACUUCCUUGCUCUCAGCUUGCUCAUAUCCCGUCCCCCAACAAAUUAGGCAAUCACAAAGAGUGUCAGGGUACACCCAUGCACCGCUACUCGGAUAUGUACCAGAAAGCCAACUACAUUAUGACAAUCACGACUUGCAGGCCUCUCAGCCCGCGGCGAAGUCUUCCAAACGCCCCCGCGGCGACGUAAAUCCACCGGGACCGUCGCUCAACAAGCGAGGUCGACCGCGAAAAGUAGUAGAGGGCGGUGUGGAUGAGGAUCCAGAAGAGAGACGACGGAGACAAAUCCGUCUUGCGCAACGUGCUUAUCGCUCGCGAAAAGAAGCCAACAUUACUUCACUCAAAAGCCGCAUCUCUGAACUCGAGGGAGUGGUUGAGAAAAUGAGCACGGCGGUUCUUUCUUUCAGUGAUGAGCUGGUGCAGUCAGGGGUGUUGGCAGCCAAUGCUAGUCUGACAGAGCAUCUGCGCGAUACGGUACAAACAUGCCUCACUUUAGCCAGGGAGGCUAGCAAUGAUGGCGAACAGGAAACCACGAUUAUUUCGCCGCCGCAGACGGAACAAGGCUCACCAGAAUUUUUGCUUCAUGAGCAGCAAAGCCAACCAAUACCAAUCGUGGGGUUGAACGAAAGUUUACCUCCCAGCUUCGAUCCUAACUUUAACUUACAUCCGGGUCUGCCAGGAUCACAAAAGCCAGGCAGUAGAAAGAGCCCUCGUUUCUUCGAGUCGUUGGAGACAUCUGAAAUGGAUUUGCCCGUUUUCACUGACCGCCUCCACAUGUCGUGUGUUUACCAGGGGUGUUUUGCCCUUUGUGACGAAUCCAUCGAUAUAGACAGGAUACAAAAACAUUUCUGUCUGCUUCUCCAAAUAAUGGACAGGAAACGUAUUGCCUCAUAUUUUCAAGCGGCGCUAAACGAGCGAGAGAGCCGAAGACGUUUCGAGGAGUGGGGAGAGGUCCCGUUUUUCAGUCUGGGUGGUGCAGGAACCCAUUACUCUCGAUCUUCAUUGAAAUGCAAAGCUGCUAAUCGGCCAUUUCGGCCUGGAGUGCGGUGGGUUUCCGUACGAUCUUUAACACAUUUCCCGCCACAAAUACAGAAACAGCUUGAAGGGGACUGGUUCGAUAUGGGCGACUUGGAGGGCUACCUGCGCGAGCAGAAUGUACGUCUUUUGACAUAUCCUCCAAUGGAAAAUGAGCAAUAUACCUCCAAGGGGAGAGCGAUUAAUGCAGCACGUUUCAUACAAGCACUGUCCGCAAAUGCGAUCUGCCUUGGCUGGACACCGGGUUUCCGUCGCCGCGACGUGGAGAAUGCCCUGCAAAGCUGUAUAUGGAAAUGA